Messenger RNA from Pogonomyrmex barbatus (red harvester ant), 1596 nucleotides. RefSeq lists its product as uncharacterized. Lineage: Eukaryota; Metazoa; Arthropoda; Insecta; Hymenoptera; Formicidae. The record is from RefSeq and is a predicted model, not a curated record.
CGAAAGUUAAUCUACCUAAGUCUGAAGAUACAUCGCAAUAUUUUUCGCGCGAAAGGAAGAAGAGGGGCGGGGAAGGGGGGCAUCCCUUCGCGCACGGCCCUGGGAGAGUGCGCCCGUCCCCUCUGCACAAUAACACGAACGAGACGUUCGCCAUAUCGUCGGGAGUGCUGACUGGUGAAUUACGGUGCGAUUUGUUGUUGCACGCCGCAAAAUCGGGUUGGCGAAAACGCCGUCCCGUCGACUUGACGUCCGUCGAAUUCAGGACGCCUCGUUCGAGCCGGGGGUCUCGCGACGUCCCGCUAAAUCACGGAAAUCAAAGUACAAAUUGACAUACAACAUGGAGCCAAUGUCACAAGAUAAAAAAGAGGAAGCGAAAGCUAAUGUACACGUUAUGGUUGAUAAAAAUAAAACGACAAAGGAGACAGAGCUGACAGAGAAGAAGAAUUGUUCCUCAUAUCAGGAUCACAAGGAUAUUUCUAAUGACAAACCAAAGAAGACAGUCACGAAAAUCAAGACGAAGAAAACUCGUAACGUAGGUCAGACAAGUUAUGAUCCUACAAAGUUAGAGGACAGUCCAACCCAGGUACUGGAACGUUUCAAAAGAGGCUGCGAGUGCAUCGACGAUCAGUGCUUUAAGGAUUUAAAUCCCGAGGUGGUUUAUCGGCACAGAUUGAACAUUGCGGAACUAACUAAGGCUGAGCACGACAUGUAUUUAAUGGGCGUGACGAUGGCCUGCCUUACGGAUCCCUAUCAAACCGCUCGGCAUACGGAGCGACGUAGAUUACGCGCGCAGUAUGUUUAUCAGGGUCGACGAGUAUGCUUGGAUGCUUUUUUGUAUCUAGAAAACUGCACGCAUUAUCAGAUCAAGCGGAUCCGAAAGCAUCUGAUGACGCAUGGCGUGACACCGCGCGUGCAUGGCAAUCACGGCAAGGUGCCACACAACACGUUCUCGCUGGACAUAUAUAAGAUCGCGACAGAAUUCCUGAAAAAUUUCAUAGAACUGCAGGAGACAAAGCAGAAGACCAAACUCACCAAGAACGCGCCGUUGCAUCUACCGUCAGACGUUACGCGAAAGACCGUGCAUGAUCUGUACACGCAAUAUUGCAAAAAGAUAUCGCCUAAUGUUAAAAGUAUGGGCUACUCGACGUUCCGGCGUUUCAUGAAGGUGCAGUUUCCACAGGUAAAGUUUGCCAAACUUGAGUUUAUUAUGAGAAACCAGACCACGCAAAAUCAAUGCCAGACCGAGACCGAUGCGAGAGACGAUACAGGUCAACUUGGAAAAUCACCUAAGUCAGAGUUAGAGGCGAAAGGCACAAUAUUACCGUUGAUGAUAACCAGCGAUCUAGGACAGAACGAGACCUACGUGUUGACGCCUAUCAGAAAAUUGCAGAACGGCGUGAGUUAUCAGGUCACUACACGUGGUCUGAUAGUUAAAAGUCCUACUAUCACGCUGUCAAAAACAAUAUAAACAAUAUAACAUGGAAGACUGUAAAAGCGAAUGGUGUAAAAAUUUUAUACGAAUAAUACAUUUAUGCAUGUAUGUACAAUACAAACGUGAUUAUAUGCCUAUCUUGCAAGGCUCUAAUUUUUUGAUAA